AUGGACUGUUCGCCUCGUGAGGAUGCUUUGGGCACUGUCCUGUUGCAGUCGAGCCUCCAUAUCGCCGACCAUGCUCGCGCAGGGCAGUCGCUGGAGGUGCUCCAGGCUGAAAGCGUCGAAGUGCCGAUCGGUGGCGGCGUGCUCGUGGCUGUAGUUGUUCUGUUUUGCCUCCUGCUGCUGCAUGAGCUGUACGUGGAAACGGGAAGGAAGCCGCUGCUUGCAAGACGCGAUGGCAGCAACUCCACACUUCUUCAGAUAAGCAUUCAACUCACGUGGCUCCUCCCAACAGUGAGCUCCACAGUGGUGAUCCCGGUUUGCCGGGAUUAUGCAAAGGCUGUGGGAGAAUCCGCUACCGCAAGUGGACUCCUGAUUGGCGUUGUUCCCUUGGGUGCGCUGAUCGGCAUGUUGGCCGGAAAGGGCCUGGUUACUGAGAAUGACUGGAAUCAGCGCUAUGCGCGGAAGAUUGUUCUAUACGUCCAUGGACUAUGGAUAUUCUCGAUGCCUGUCAUGGCUCUGAUCAUCCGGGCUUCUGUGGAAUGGAGCCCUCAUGGCAAGCGCCUUUCAUAUUGGGGCGUCUUAUCUCUGUAUUUCCUCACAGUGACUAUUGGUAGUAUGAUGAUGGUUCCAUGGCGCACCAUGUGGAACUUGUUUACACCGCAAACGGACAAGACCUUUUGGUCGAUGAUGACACAAUGCUCAAAAGCAUUCGGCUUCGUAGGUGGGCCGAUCUUUUUUGCCUUUGUCAGUUUCCUCGUCCACGGGAACCAGGCCAGUCAAGUGUCUCCAAUCAGCAUGAUGAGCUGGGCCUUCAUGGGUGGUUUCUUCAUCAAUGCCAUCGAGCUACUGCUCGCUGCCGCCGUCUUCCCCACGGUACUUCAGCAAGCAGACUGCGACUCAGGUCAGCUGCAGGCAGGAAGCGACGACGAACUGGAAAGGGCAGCAGGAACUCGCGUUGAACGCCUGAAUAUCGUGUACUAUUGCUACGAGCGCGGCUUCACCAUGUCCGCACUGGAGGUGUCCAUCAUUCUGAUUUUGCAAGACUCCUAUGGAUGGACUGAAAGUCUCAGUGGAAUAUCUUUCGCCAUUGUUGGAGCCGGGGGCAUAGUUAUGACAGGCCUCUCCGCUCUUCUAGCAUCUUUCAAGUGGCUCACCGAGUCCAAGAUCUUUUUGAGCAUUAUGUGUCUGGGAGCCUGCAGUUCCCUGUUGCUCUUUCGGCUUCGGUUUCUUGGCCCUAUCAGCCUCCUUUUUGCCGCCAUCGUCCUCUACGGCGGGGCCAGCGUUGCCAACGGCAUUGCAGAGGGCUGGGCGUGCCGUGCAGCAACUGCACGUACGAGCUACAGCAUCAAGGCUUAUCUAACGCACAGCAUGAUUGGCUUUAGCAUCUCCCGCUUUGCCGGACCGAUCAUCGCGGGAUUCCUCUUUGACAAUGGUGGCCAGAACCUCUACGCUGUGGCGCAGUCUGCUCUCUGCUUCCUCUCGGCGGGACUGGUGUACCGCACCGUCUCUUUGGUCUGGUAUGGAAUGGCUUGUGAAGAUUAG
Symbiodinium sp. CCMP2592 is the source of this 1539-nucleotide messenger RNA. NCBI's taxonomy places the organism in Eukaryota, Dinophyceae, Suessiales, Symbiodiniaceae. The record is from the annotation of a GenBank genome assembly.